GCCCUGCCUCUCACAGGCCGCCCUGUUUUCUUUCCCGUACGUGAACGGCUGAAGGCGCCGGCCCCGCCGCGGCCAUGCUGGUGAGCAAGAGGGUGAAGCGCCUCUUGCAGCUGGUGCCUGGGAAGCGGCGCUUCGGCGUUUACAGGUUCCUGCCCUUCUUCUUCCUCCUCGGGGGAGCCAUGGAGUGGUUCAUGAUUAACGUCCGCGUUGGCAAGGAGACGUUUUAUGACGUUUACCGUAGGAAACGAUCUGAAAGGCAGUACGAGGCAAGGAUGGAAAAAAAUGAAUUUUAGCUGAAGCGUUUCAAGGGGAAGGUCCCGAAUGCUUCAACUGUAUUAAUACCAAAGAGGCAUUACUGCCACGUUGACAGUAGGGGAAGAUUUUUGCCUCUGCAAGAUGAACUGUAAUCCACAAGUCUGUGUAAUGCACUCUCAGAUGGUUUUGGCAGUUUUAGUCUUCUUCCAUCUACUUCACAUCUUUAAUAUUUUGUAUUUAAGCCAAAUACAAUAGCCAAAAGUUCAUUGUGUUUAGGCUUCUGCCAUUUAUUUAAUGUUUAGUAUUUUUAAAUAAACUAAACUGAUUAAAGAGAGUCUGGCUACUGCUUUUCUUUGUUUGAUGAGACCCCAUUCUUGUGCGGAGACCAAGGGGAAAGAAACGUUACAUAUUGCAUACGCAUAUCUCAGCACAAUGGAAACAGUAAUUUUUAGUUAGUUUCCUUUGUACUGAUAGAAACUGCUCUGGCAUCUGAUUUGUUUUCUUUCC
Messenger RNA from Egretta garzetta (little egret), 762 nucleotides. It is a transcript of the gene SMIM4, whose product is annotated as small integral membrane protein 4. Lineage: Eukaryota; Metazoa; Chordata; Aves; Pelecaniformes; Ardeidae. The record is from RefSeq and is a predicted model, not a curated record. The transcript has 2 exons. The coding region runs from base 75 to 293 and encodes 72 amino acids.